Messenger RNA from Cylicocyclus nassatus, 3276 nucleotides. Lineage: Eukaryota; Metazoa; Nematoda; Chromadorea; Rhabditida; Strongylidae. The record is from the annotation of a GenBank genome assembly.
AUGCUGCUCCUUUUACUAUUAGUUUUACACGCCUGCGCUGAUGAAGAUAUCUUCACCAUUCCGAUGAUCUCAGAUGUUGUCGAUGCUAAGAAUCAAACUUUUUUUGAAAUGGAGGAGGAUCAUGAGCGAUUGUGCGGUGUUGAAGGACGACUAUUAAAAGAGCAGGGUGAUCGUCUCGUCCAAUGCUCAUCAGAUGAAGAAUGUUUGCCUCCAUCACAAUGCCAUACAACGGGAUAUUGUUGUAUGAUUGCACUCAAUCAAGAACCACCACCAGUCGGUUGCCCAUUAGGACAAGGCUGCCCAUCUGGAUCGCGGGUGUUGUUAACACCUGAUGAAAAACCACAACUUUGUACACCUGGUAAGGCCGAUGCCGUAUGCCCAGUUGGAGCUGUGUGCCAAUGGAGCCAUUUGAUAGAUAGAUACCAAUGUUGUGAACCUGAUAACGGAUGUCCGCGGCACCAAAGCCCACAAAAAACGAGCAUUGGCGUAUCAAUCAGAUGUCGCCCUGGAGGUGCACCAUGUCCGGAUGGUGGAUCAUGUCAAUUCAACUUUUGGACGGCCUCCUAUCAUUGCUGCCGUCUUGACACAGCAGAUCUUUGCCCUAUCGGACAAGUUCCUUACCUAGUCCAAUCGAGUGGCGAACCCAAAUCAUGCAAGCAAAACACGGACUGCCCGUCCAAUUAUCACUGCGGCGAGAACAAAGUCUGCUGUGGUACACCGGGCACAUGUCCUCUUAACUACCAAGCUGCGCGGGAUAGAUACGGUCGCCUAACUGCUUGCACGUCCAGGAACGGUAACACUUGUCCGACGGAAUCUACAUGCAUGGAUACUACUAUUUAUUCACAACGGUUAUGCUGUGAACAGAUUGAAUACAAAUGCCCAGGCUUCUCCACACCUUUCCCAAGUUCUCGUUUCCCACAGAAGUGUAAUAUAAUGGAUACGUGGUCAUGUGGAGAUAAUCAGUGCAUGCCGAGCAACAUUCCAAAUGUGCACAUUUGUUGCCAGCCCACUAUUCGUCAACAAAGAGUAAGCAAUCCUUGUCCCUCAGGAUGGGCUCUCAACGACAACACCCUUACUUACUGCACUCCAUCGUACCAAAUUUCCACUUGCCCUGGAUCCUCGUCUUGUCUUCGGUCAGCAAGCACUCAACAACAAUUCAUCUGCUGCGUUCCUACCCGCCGCGCACCCAUUCCAUCAAACCCUUCCAACGAUCAAUGCCUAAAUCCUGCAGCAAAAGUGGAACUUGUAGGAGGUCUUGCAAGGAAAUGUGUCCGCAACACUAGAUCUUGCUCUGCUGGCUUUUCUUGCCAGCCGUCAAGAAAGAACGAGUGGCUGUGCUGUUCGGUGCGUAGCGCAGUGGCUCAGGCUCAAUUCAGCUGUCCGCUGCCGGGCCAGCAACCAGUCCGAGCUGCGGACGGUUCGAACCAGUUUUGCUCCAGACCUGGUCAACGGGAUGAUUGUCCUCAGAUGUCAUUGUGCCUUUCUUCCGGAAACUCGCCAAAUCUUUACAUCUGCUGCUAUUCGGCUGCCUUCCAGGUGACACCUAUCUGUCCAAAUAACGGCAUACCCCAACCAGCUCCUUAUGGUGAGAAGUAUAAGUCAUGCUCUGUGCUUAGCGACUGCGACUCAGGCUUCUCAUGUGUCCGUUCAGCCAACGAUUACUCCACUAGCUUAUGUUGCACAACUGGGGUCCUGCAGGAGCAGAGACCCGUCUGUCCUAGACAGGGUCAUUUGCUAACGGAGCGUGGCAAGCCUGUAUACUGUGUGAGGUCGCAACCACAACUGUGUCCACAAGAUUACAGCUGUCAGCAGGCUCUGGGUAUUCCAGGAACAUAUGUUUGCUGCAGCUCUUCUUUGGACUCCUGUCCGGCCUCACACAAAGCCGUUAUCGAUGCAGAAGGAAAUCAGAUAUCGUGCUCACCCACAAAUCUUACCGACUGCCCUGGGGGCACCCAAUGUAUGCAAUCAACUCGAGAUAGUCGGAUGCAUUUGUGCUGCAGUAGUGAAGAGACACCACGCGUAUGUCCUCGCAGUCAAAAAGCUCUCCUCACUUCUACCGGCUCAGUAGAAUUAUGCAAUUCUCCUGGGUUGCCUUGCUAUCAGGAUGACUACACGUGCCAAUGGUCUGCAUCUCUUUCACAGUAUGUCUGUUGCGGGAGAGAUGUCGCAGCAGCGUAUUGUGCUGAUGGACGUAGCACCUACGAGCAAAUUGAAGGUCAAACAUAUUCGUGUAACCCACUAGGGUAUCCUUCGUCAUGUCCCAGUGGCUACACUUGUGAGCUUUCCACAGCACCAGGCAUCAACGUUUGCUGUAAAACCCCAGUUACUACCACUGCACCCGCUUUGCCUCCUAUAACGACCUUACCCGUUAUAACUCCACGACCACCGCUUUCCAUGAAUGGACUGCAAUGCCCGGAUGGUUGGAAUCCUUACCGUAAUGAUCUCGGCUUUCAUACAAGAACAUGCAGUGGAGUAUUCGACAUGAGUUGCCCGGUCGGCUAUUCCUGUGCUCCAUCGAAAAGUGGUGGAAAUUUUGUAUGCUGUCGAUUGGCCAGCUCUUUGCGAUGUUUGAAUGGGGAAACGUUUUUAUCCAACACUUUUCCUAGAUUAUGUAACCGCUAUAGGACCAAUGAAUGUCCUCGCGGGUAUACAUGUCAAGAGAGCUCCCAUCCUACAAUAUCGGUGUGCUGCAGUUCUGAUCUACCGUUAAACCGUGAGAUGUGCAUGAACGGGCGUGAACCCGCUCUAAUGAAUGGGUUUGUCAGAAGCUGUCCUAGGGAGGGCUCAACAGGCGGUUGCCCUCCCGGUCACACCUGCCAAAAAGCCGUCAGUGGGCUACUAGUGUGUUGUAGCAGCUCUUAUUCAAGAAGUGAAGUGAAAUCUAUUGCGCCAACGGUUUGUCCAGAAAGCAGGCAACCAGUCAUUAGCCCAGUUACUAACGAAGUAGUCUAUUGUGAUCAGACGGCAUACAUUUGCCCCGAUGGAAAGGCUUGUUUGCCCAAAGUUAAAAGCGAUCGCUAUGUAUGCUGUUCGGAGGUUCCUAAAUGUCCCGAUGGUGAAGCUGAAGCUUAUUCCGGAGGAGAGCUUAAGAAGUGUUCAAGCUUCGCGGAUUGCACUCCAGGCAAUGUGUGCAAGCCUUCUACCGUAGACGGUGUACACUUGUGUUGCUCGUCAGGAGCCAUUCCAGUUGGAGAGGUACUGACUUCCCCUGCCAAAACUGCAAUCGCAAAUGUUAAUGGUCUCAAUGUAGAAAUCAUUAUUUACAUUCUCUUGUAA